Molecule: messenger RNA, 750 nt
Organism: Prorocentrum cordatum
Lineage: Eukaryota; Dinophyceae; Prorocentrales; Prorocentraceae
Source: the annotation of a GenBank genome assembly
GAGGAGCGUGAGAUGUGGAUGGCCAUGUCAGAAGAACAGUUCGCCGUUCUGGGUCAAAGCUUGUCGCAGUCGCACAGAGAUCAGCUCGCCCACGCGCGUGCCAUGGCCAACUUCGGGCGGCAGGGCGCGCAGGCGGAGGCACAGCAGGCCAACUUGCAGAUCGGCAAGUUCUCGCAGCAGGUGCUGCAUCAAAAGCAGAGGCUCGCGAAGCUGGAGGAGCAGGCGCAGCAGGCGAUCAUGGCGGCGGUCGUGGCCAAGCAACAGUUGCAGGAGACGGAGAAGCAGCUGGGCGAGGCCAAGCGGCGCGCGGCCGAGCACCUGGGGGUGCCGAUCAAGGAGGCGCUGGGAAAGUUCGAGCAGGCGGUGCCGUCGGAGCUGGCCCCGCAGCUGCAGGGCGCGGUCGACGCGCUCAGGGCGCAGCAGGCCGCAGCAGCGAUGCAGGGGAGACAGCCUGGUGGCGCCGCGGCGUCAGGCGGCACCGUCGGCGCCGCCGCCGCGGGCGCGGGCGCGGGCGCCGCCAGCGCAGGAGGCGCAGGCGCUGGCGCCCAGACGCCAGGCGCCCAGGGCGCCGCAGGCGGCGGCGCCGACACGGAGCGCGACGUCAAGAUGGUCGAAGCUGAUGGUGGUGUUCUUAUUGACCUUCGCUCCCAGCUCGAGUCUGAUGGCAAGCUCACAGAUCCCGAAGUGCAGGCCACCAUCCAGCGCCUGUUCAGCAAGGCGACCCAGCGCCUUGAGGAGGAGAAGGCUGAG